Messenger RNA from Prorocentrum cordatum, 1120 nucleotides. The record is from the annotation of a GenBank genome assembly. NCBI's taxonomy places the organism in Eukaryota, Dinophyceae, Prorocentrales, Prorocentraceae.
GGGCAGUCUGGCAGGGCUCAGGGCCCGGCCGUGCGGCGGCCUCUGCGCUUUAUACGGCCGCCUUCGCCGCCCACAGAGCCAGCGAGACAACCGCGAAGGGUGGGCGACCUCGGGCGGACAGGCUCGGCCAGGCUCGGCGGCUUGGGCACCUGGACCCCAGAUAUGCUGGCCCCUGCCGCUCUCGGCGCCGGGUCAGCGCCGGCGCCGCGGCACCCGCGCAGCCUGGUGCGGGCGCUCGCCGGGGAGCCUCGGAGGCGCACUGGGCCUGCCGGGAGGUUGGGCGCGCGGGGCCUCGUGGGGGCUGCGGCGGUGGCGGCCGCCCAGGGUGCGCGGCGGCGGCGCCCUGUGCGCCUCGGCGAGGUGGGCCCCCGGCUGGAGGUCCAGAGCACAUCGCGCGGCCGCCCUAUCUGGACGCUGGUCAGCCGCGCGCUGCCGACGGGUCCAUAAGGCAUCCUUACCAGUUCGAUUUCGACCAGUUGCUCCGCAUCGAGCGCAAGAGUCCCGAGCAGGUGUCGCGAAUGCGCGAGGCGGGUGCGCUGGCACGCGAGGCGCUGGAGGUGGCCGGCCGGGCAGUGGCUCCUGGGGUCACGACCGAGGAGAUCGACCGAGUGGUCCACGAUUCAUCAUUUCAAGAGGGGCAUAUCCGAGCCCACUGGGGUACAUGGGCUUCCCCAAGGCCUGCUGCACGUCCGUCAACGAAGUCAUCGGGCAUGGAGUGCCAGACAGCCGUCCGCUGGAGGACGGUGACACGCUGAACGUCGACGUGACGGUCUACCUCAACGGAGUCCACGGCGACACCAGCUCUAUGUUUUUCGCCGGCUGCCCGACCAGCGAGGCUCUUGCCCUGUGCCGUGCUGGCCAGAGGGCGAUGCUGGAGGGCAUCCGCGUCUGCGGGCCUGGGGUGGACUUCAGGGAAAUUGGGCGCCGUCAUCGAGGAGGUGGCGACUUCGGCGGGGUGCUACCCGAGUCAUGCCCUCUCGGGGCACGGCAUCGGCGAGUACUUCCACGGCGCCCCCAUCAUCAUUCACGGCGAGAACGACUUGCCCCAGGGCUGCAUGGAGCCCGGCAUGACGUUCACAGUGGAGCCCGUGCUCGUGGAGGGUGGCGAGACCGAGUUUGA